AGAAAAAGCACGUAACUGCCAGUGAUUAUGCUAAAAAGAGAAUUCUUCCAGCAUCACGAAAGUGUGUACUUUUAAAACAUUUCAAAACACUUUAUACAUACUGACAAACUCUGAACUUUGCUUAUUCUUCAUGCUCUCUGUACAUACAAAACUAUUUGGCCCAUUAUACAAAUUUUCCAAAGGUCACGGUGCCAAAUUUGUUUUAGGUUCUCCAGUCAAGGUCGAAAACAUGAACUCUUUCGAUAAUCCUGGGGAAGGUGAUCAAAACAAUCCUCGACAGGCUGAAAUCGAGCAGAAAAAACUCGAUAUUGCAUGUUACAAACAUAGCUUGGAGCUAAACCGUAUUGCCCUUAGCAAGACCAUUUGGGAUAUACGUAAUUAUUGUUUCACUAACGCUCAAAAUGACCCCUUGCUCUGUCCCCCAAGAGACAAUCCAUAUAAAUCCCAACGAUCAUGUACAGUUAUUUAGGUUUUCUACAGUUGCUUUCUUUUUAUAUAUAUAUUUGCUUCCUUGAUUAUAACCUACUUAAAAUGCUUUUAAUUAUUUCACGCUAUGGAAAUAGUGAUUUCACUAACUUAUUUGCAAACAUCUGAUUGGUACUGAUAUUGUUGUUGAAGCCAGUGUCUAUGGAAAAAUGUCAAAAUAUAACUAUAUUGCAUAAGUUUUGUUUCUCAACCCACAUGUUGUGUGAUCUAUCAGUCAGUCAGCUACAACGUAGGACCAGGCACAUAUAUGCAUCGGUCCAAGUUGCCAUACCUCAUUAACACAACAAGAUGGACACCGGAUUCAUAAAAGUAGUCAAUUCAGAGGUGGUAAUAUAUAAAAGAAAGAUUGCAAUAAGAAUAUAGUACAGGAAGAAAGAAUUAGUCCGUAGAAAGAAAGAUAUGAAGCGAUUUUAAUCUCUUAGUUUAAGAGAAGAUAGGGAGUGUAUACACCUACGAUAUUGUGAUCGAUUCUGAGCCAUGUCACCUAGAGUCUCCAACCAUUGGUUACGACAGUCAUGCAGACCCCAACCAAGUAGUCUGCAUCUACAAACAUGGCUCAGACUAGAAGUUGGUGACUUCAAGCACUGAUGCCACGUUUUGGUUUGGCCGCCCCUAACUUUCUUCCAACCAUCCCGAACACCGGUUAGCAUUGCACGUCGUGGUAACCGGUGUUCGGGUAUACGUAACACGUGGCCCGACCAUCUCAGUCGAUGAAGAUUCACAACCUCAUCGACUGAUUUACCAUCAUAUCCUAAUACCCUGUGUCUAACCUCAC
Messenger RNA from Schistosoma haematobium, 1261 nucleotides. RefSeq lists its product as uncharacterized. The record is from RefSeq and is a predicted model, not a curated record. Gene Ontology annotation, biological process: G protein-coupled receptor signaling pathway. NCBI's taxonomy places the organism in Eukaryota, Metazoa, Platyhelminthes, Trematoda, Strigeidida, Schistosomatidae. The coding region runs from base 131 to 469 and encodes 112 amino acids. The transcript has 2 exons.